AUGGUUCCUUGCGAACACUGUUACUGUCCACAGGAUCUCACUGUAUACGAUGAGCAUAGUCGACAGUGUCGUAAUGAUCGAACAGGACGCCAACAAAAGAUAAUUGAAUUUAUUUUACCUCGCACUAAGUAUCCAUUUAGUGCACGACAGAUUGGCUUCUUUAUUGAAAAUCAGAAGAAAACUAAUCCGGUUAUCAAUCCACUUUCCAUUGUCGAAGAACUGGCCGAGUACGACGACGUCUUUCCAAUGGAGCUCCCCACUCGUGACUGCGAUGUUUGCAUGGAAUCGUGUUUAUUAGAUGAUAUUUUUGUAUUUGGCUGUGAUGAUAGUCACAAGUUGUGCUACAAAUGUUACGAAGCAUCUUGUCGAGUCAAGAUGAACAAUAAUGAGAUUCUCACUUGUGGUAUUUGUCCUUAUCAGCUUCAGUAUGGUGAACUGAAUCAAUUACGAGUAUCACCGGAUCAACGAGAUCUCUUUGUUGAGUAUCAGGUACAGAAAACCUUCGAUCGUUAUGCAGGCGGCGGUCGAGGCGUGAUCAAAUGUCCAAAGCAAAGUUGUAUGUGGGCCUUCGAGCCCAAUGAUCCAAAUGAACGUUUUCGAGUCAUCUGUCAACUGUGUGCAAAUGAAUUUUGUUCACUGUGUAAUCAGCAAUAUCAUUAUCGAACAGGUUGUCAACAGUUAACUGUGAUCACGGAACGAUGGUUCUUCUGGUGUAACUCAGAGCGUGCUCGCUAUUUAGCUAAGCGAGCAAGACAAGAUGCUGCAUAUGCAGUUCGAUUAGCUGAGCACGAAAAACAACAUGCUGCCAACAGACAACGAAAUGAAGAAUUACGUCACCGUUAUGAUACAGCAGUAGCAGAUGAAAAAUACAAAGCAGAGCAUUGUCGUCAUUGUCCACAUUGUCAUCGAGUUGUUGAGCGUAUAGAAGGAUGCGCAUCAAUGAUAUGUGGACAAGAUUAUCAUGGCGGCAAUACUCAAUCAGGUUGUGGAAAAAGCUUCACAUGGGACCAGGCGAAAAAAUAUAGAUCAGCAACCGUUCGAAGACCUGAACAACUCAUGAAUGAUCUACCACCUCCUGAGAGCCCAGUUGUAGUACAUGAAAAUAUCAAGUGCGAUGGUUGUCAUGAGACAGUACGUGGUAUUCGAUUCGAUUGUGUACAUUGUCCAUCGCUGAUCUUUUGCGAGAAAUGUGAACAAAAUUGUACACUCGCUCAUUCAGACGAGAAUCGGCGUGCCGGGCAGCAACAACAUGUCUUUCGAUUGAUAAUGACACCAUUUGAUGAGGCGAUGUAUUUGUGA
This is a messenger RNA of Rotaria sp. Silwood1, 1299 nucleotides long. The record is from the annotation of a GenBank genome assembly. Lineage: Eukaryota; Metazoa; Rotifera; Eurotatoria; Philodinida; Philodinidae.